UGUGCGGAGCCGUGCCAUCCCAGCACGUGUCCGCCGUGCGCGGUGACCGAGGCGGCGCUGUGCUGGUGCGGCACGACGACGCGCAACGUCCCGUGCAGCGCCAAUGGCGGCGCGGCGCUCGCGCCCGAGAUCCCGUGCGACAGGCCCUGUGGCGCGCGUGCGCGCGCCGUACGCCACCAGUGCACGCGCGUGUGCUACCCCCUCGCGGCGCUCGCGGGCAUGGGCACCGCGAAGGACAAGAGCCGCAAGAGCCGCGGGACCACAGGACAUCGUGGACGAGGGCUG
Molecule: messenger RNA, 285 nt
Organism: Heterobasidion irregulare TC 32-1
Lineage: Eukaryota; Fungi; Basidiomycota; Agaricomycetes; Russulales; Bondarzewiaceae
Exons: 2
Source: RefSeq, a predicted model, not a curated record